CGCAUUGUAAGCCAACCAGAAAAUACACAAGAUAAUCCACCACGAAUCAAAAAAUGGAAAGGUCGACGGAGGUAUUGCCGUAUUAGAAAAAGGAAUUAGAUUCGAGGUUAAAGUAUAUAUAUAUAUAUAUAUAAUAAGAAGGAAGGAGUGAUGAGGAGAACGCAUCUGUGGCGUAGUGGAGUGCAGAGCCUGUUUGUGAAGUUCCCACUCUCAGUACUGCUUGUGUCGUCGGCAAUUGUCCCCGUCCGGCCUUUGACGUCGUCAUCAGUCAGGAUGAGCCACCAGACUCCUCCUCCGGUGGCGAAGAAGGUGGAGCAUAAGAUGGAGUUGUUCAGCGACGUGAGAGUAGACAACUACUAUUGGCUUCGCGACGAUUCUCGCUCCGACCCUGACGUCCUCUCUUAUCUUCAACAGGAGAACGAUUACACUAAUUUCCUCAUGUCCGGAACUAAGAAAUUUGAACAAGAGCUUUUUGCUGAGAUCCGAGGGCGGAUCAAAGAGGAUGAUAUAUCCGCACCUGAGCGAAAAGGUCACUACUAUUACUAUACAAGGACCUUGCUAGGUAAGGAGUAUUGUCAGCAUUGUCGACGCCUAGUACCAAACAAUGAGGCUCCUCAUCAUUCUGUACAUGAUACCAUGCCCAUCGGACCUGAUGCUCCUCCCGAGCAUGUAAUCUUGGAUGAGAAUAUCAAGGCUCAAACUCAUGCCUAUUAUAGCAUUGGUGCAUUUAAGGUUAGUCCAAAUAACAAAUUGGUGGCAUAUGCAGAAGAUACCAAAGGAAAUGAAAUUUAUACAGUUUAUGUCAUUUACGCUGACACUGGAGCUCCUGUGGGUCAACCUCUAGUCAAUGUAACAUCCUAUCUAGAAUGGGCUGGCGAUGAUGCUUUGGCUUAUAUCACAAUGGAUGCCACUCUCCGGCCUCACAAGGCAUGGUUACAUAAGUUGGGAACAGAACAGUCAAGUGACUCCUGCCUCUAUCAUGAAAAGGACGAUAUGUUUUCUCUUGACCUUCAAGCUUCCGAGAGCAAAAAGUUCUUGUUUGUUGCAUCCGAAAGUAAAACUACAAGAUUCAACUUUUACCUUGAUGCUUUGAGGCCUGAAGGUGGGCUUGUGGUUCUGACUCCUCGUCAAGAUGGCAUUGAUACAUCUGUUAGCCAUCGAGGAAAUCAUUUUUUUAUAAAGAGGAGAAGUGAUCAGUUUUUCAAUUCUGAAGUUGUUGCCUGUUCAGUGGAAAAUACAUCUGAAACUACAGUUCUUCUUCCCCACAGGGAGAGUGUUAAAAUUCAGGAUCUAUGUCUUUUUAGUGAUCACCUUGUUGUAUAUGAGCGUGAAGACGGCCUACCAAAAGUCACUAUCUAUCACCUGCCGGAUGUUGGACAACCACUUAAAAGACUUCAGGGUGGUCAAGCUGUUAAUUUUUCGGAUCCCACAUACUCUGUAGAUCCAUCAGAAUCAGAAUAUAGUUCCAGCAUUUUACGAUAUUCUUAUAGCUCAAUGAAAACACCUCCCUCUGUAUAUGAUUAUGAUAUGAAGACUGGCAUUUCUGUUUUGAAGAAGAUUGAAACUGUUUUGGGAGGUUUUGAAGAAUCAAAGUAUGUUACUGAAAGGAAAUGGGCUAGUGCUCCAGAUGGUACUCAGAUUCCAAUAUCAAUUGUUUACAGGAAGGACAUUAUAAAGCUUGAUGGAUCUGAUCCAUUGCUACUCUAUGGCUAUGGUUCUUACGAGAUCUGCAUAGAUGCCAGUUUUAAAGCUUCAAGGAUGUCUUUGUUGGAUCGGGGUUUUAUUUAUGCUAUAGCUCAUAUUCGUGGUGGUGGUGAAAUGGGUAGGAAAUGGUAUGAGAAUGGGAAGUUACUGAAGAAGAAAAAUACUUUUACAGAUUUUAUUGCCUGUGCUGAAUAUUUGAUCGAAAAGAAAUAUUGUUCGAAAGCAAAAUUAAGUAUAGAUGGAAGGAGUGCUGGUGGAUUGCUCAUUGGUGCUGUUCUUAAUAUGAGACCUGAUUUGUUCAAAGCUGCUGUUGCUGGAGUGCCUUUUGUUGAUGUUUUGACUACAAUGCUUGACCCAACAAUCCCUCUCACAACUUCAGAAUGGGAGGAAUGGGGUGAUCCGCGUAGAGAAGAAUUCUACUAUUACAUGAAGUCAUAUUCUCCUGUUGAUAAUGUUAAGGCUCAAAAUUAUCCAAACAUUCUUGUUACUGCUGGUCUAAAUGAUCCUCGUGUUAUGUACUCGGAACCUGCUAAAUUUGUGGCAAAAUUAAGAGAUAUGAAGACUGAUAAGAACAUCCUUUUGUUUAAAUGUGAACUGGGUGCUGGGCAUUUUUCAAAGUCAGGGAGAUUUGAGAAGCUUCAAGAAGAUGCCUUCAUUUAUUCCUUCAUUAUGAAGGCUCUAGAUUUGAUUCCUGACCUAGGGUCUGCAAAGAAAUAAUUCUUACAAAUUAUGUAACAUUCUCAGCAAUACGUUUUUGUUGGCAAUUACUUUGUAGUUCUGUUGAAUGUAACAUUAUUGUGUUUGAAAGUUUGAAUUGGCAUUUAUCUUGUUGGCGACA
Molecule: messenger RNA, 2542 nt
Organism: Rosa rugosa (rugosa rose)
Lineage: Eukaryota; Viridiplantae; Streptophyta; Magnoliopsida; Rosales; Rosaceae
Exons: 11
Coding region: 151-2421 (756 amino acids)
Biological process (GO): proteolysis
Cellular component (GO): cytosol
Molecular function (GO): serine-type endopeptidase activity
Source: RefSeq, a predicted model, not a curated record